This is a messenger RNA of Phaeodactylum tricornutum CCAP 1055/1, 1671 nucleotides long. RefSeq lists its product with no specific name. Bases 162 to 1457 code for a protein of 431 amino acids. NCBI's taxonomy places the organism in Eukaryota, Bacillariophyta, Bacillariophyceae, Surirellales, Neidiaceae. The transcript has a single exon. The record is from RefSeq and is a predicted model, not a curated record.
UGUGUGUGUAACCUGUGAAUGUUUCGGUUUGGGGAAAAGCAAGCAUUUACUGUACUAUUGUCCGCAGCAUCCGUAGAAUCCGGAUCAAUUGACAUCAUCCGCAUACUACACCGAGUGCUGGUGAAUUGUGCGAUUACGGCGAACGUCGACCGAACGAAAACAUGUACGCCGUGACGAUUCUGUGCUGGGCUGGGUGUUGGUGGUCGUUGGGAGACGCCUUUGCCGUGUCACCAUUGUUCCACCCGCUUUUUGUUGUGAGGAAUAACCGUCCAGCGUCGUGGUCCUACACUACCGAGUUGUCUUUGGCCAAAGGCAACAAGCGGUCCAACGAGCCGCGUUUCGAGUCUCAAGCUCCGAAUCGCACCGUGUUGGAGACAGUCAAGGGUAACCAGUCAGACUCGUCAACGUUAGAGUCAACAUCACCAAGAGACGCCGAGGCAACAAAAAAUACCACUGCGUCUGUGAGAUCCAUCCCGGAAAACACUCCCAACGCGACCGUAGCUGUCUCGUCAUCCCCACCACCACCACUACGAAAGAUCGAAAGCUCCCCGUCACCGACCAUUCCACCACCCCGUGUCAGCAGCCACAAGCCGACGAACGUGGCAAAGAACUGGUUGUACUUGCAGUCCAUAGGCGCCAUUACGGGUCGUGGCGAGUUCGCGUCCGCGUCACAAAAAGAGUCCGUCCGUACCGUGGUGGCGGCGCUCGAAGCCGUCAAUCCCACCCCAGAACCCGCCGCCUCCCCACACUUACUCGGUCGAUGGGAACUCGUCUUUACCGACACGCAUCUGUUUCGGAGUUCCCCCUUCUUCAUGGCGGCCCGGGCCGUUUGCGUCACGGACGACGCCGUCCAACAAUUUCACUGGUUCUGCGACAUGCACCGCCGGGCUCUCGCCAUUAGCAAUAUCAGGGCCGUCCGUCAAAUUAUUGGUCCAACCCGUUUGACUUCGGAAUUCGAAGUCCGAGCCGGUGCCGUACCCUUUCUCCACGACUUUACCCCCUGGGCCUAUUCCGGAGGUUGGCCGAUCACCAUUGACGGUUCCAUUGUCAGUACGGCCGAUUGGCGACUAACGACCAACGCGACGGCGGCAUCGUCGUCCAGCAACGAGACGAACAACGCUAUGGAAUUCUACAUGGACACGGUACAAAUCAAGGGUUCCAACCUGCCCGGCCUCCGACAGAUCCUCGAUACGGGUAACGUGCAACUCCAAUCACGGGAACUGGCCCGCUGGCUGGAGAACACCGUGGCGUCCUAUCAUACCCCGCGACCCGUGUUUGCGACGACUUAUUUGGACGAAACCUUACGGAUCAGUCGAGACGUGGAUGGACACGUUUUCGUCUACGUCAAAACGUCCGACGAUACCACACCGACCGAUUACAGCCCGAUUGACGCCGACCUCGGCGUAGGACGGUUGUUGGAAGGCUUCAACGAUGCCGUUACCAAGUUUUACCUGUAACGUGACGUAACGUAGCGCGGUAGAGUGUAGGACAGGAUAGUGUAGCCGCACGGGAUGUUACCCAAGCCGAUCUUUGGCGCCAUUCGACCGAGCGUCGAGAGCUACUACCACAGGAAAUGCGGGCACUUUGGGAGAUAACCAGACAGUUAGCUAUACACCCGCCGUGGUUUGUCGACAAGCGCAAUCCAUAUUCCUUCGAUUUGUGGCAUUUCCG